ACGCCAAGAUGGCAGGCAAGCGAAAGUAACACUAUGGUCAUGAAGUCUUGUCAAAAAAGAUUCAGAUUUUAAUAUUACUGCUAUAAAAUGUUUUUCGUCGUUGCUUAAUCUCGAUUCAAUUUCAAUAUUUAUUGUUUUGGAGUUGAUUAAAAUCAGAGUUUAAUUGAAAAUGGAGUCGGAUUCAGCACUGCACGACGAAGUUCACGAUGGCGCGGAAGACUCUCCCUUGGAGGAAGCUCAAGCGACCGACGCAAAUGCCGACUACUCUGAAGACAAUGUUACUAGCCAAGAUUCGGAAGCAGCCACUACCGAAGAAUCGGCAACAAAUGGUGCCGCUCCAACUAGCAGUAGCGACGCCUUGGAAGAGCCUGAAUCUGCCGUUGGUGAAGCAGAAGACGACAUUCAAGAUAAUGAUGAAGCAAGUGCUGAGGCCGAGCCAGAGGAAAUGGACAUUGAUGAUACAGCUACUGGAACUGUGACAGAUGGGCCGGUUUACAUUGGGGAUAACUGCCUGUCUACACCCGCGGCAACAGAUGAUGGCUCUCCCCAAGAUGAAGAGCAUCAGAUGGACUCCCUGAAAGACCAAGGUGCCGAUGAGCUUGAGGGAAAUGAGGCUCAAGAGGAAUCUCCCGAUCAGUCAAUUAGCUCAGCUACUCCAAUUGAAGGUGGAGUUGGGGAUGGGGAGGGUGAAGGUGAUGGUGCACAAAUGGUGCAAGAUGAUGAGUCCAGCACUAUGGAUGAAGACAUGGGAGCUUGUGAAGGUGUUGCCAGCAGUGAUGAUGUCAACGACAUCAGCAGUGCUGCUCAGGAUGCAUUGAGUACAGGAAUAAGCUCAAGCACUGCUGAGGGAGGCUCGGACAUAACAAGCAGUGGUCAGACAGAGGCAGCGCUUAUAUCUUCGACAGCAAAUGGACCAGCUGGUCUACUUCACUCUUUUUCCAUCGCAGCCCAGGCGCAUGCCAAUGAGUUCGGCGAUGCGGACACAUCGGAGAUGGAGGGCGCAGCGGACACGAUGCCGUCGGUCAGCGAGUCUAUGCCAUUGCUGACGAUGGCCGCGAACGGAGCCGCGCUGCUCUCACCCGGCUUGAUGCAAGGCAAGUAGCAUUGCGAAGAGGGCGGAGCGGGCGUGUCGUCGUCUCAGGCGUCUGAGAGCGCAGCGGCGGCGGGCGCGAGCGAGGGCGAGGGCGCCGUGAGCAGCUCCGUGGCCGGCAACAACGGCACGCCGCCGCUGCGGCCCGCCGACGCCGCGCACGCGCUCGCCACGCUGGCCAGCGCCGCGCUGCACCACCACGAACAGAAUGAAGCCGAUGAGCCGAAACAAAUAAACGAUGAAGAUGCUUGGUUCACCGUGGGAAUCGUCAAAGGAACCACGUUUACGGUUCAAAACUAUUUGUCGGAUCCAAACGUGGAUCUGUCCAACUUGUCGCUGGACAACUUGCCCGACCUGUCGGGUCUGCCGACGACGGCUCUCGAGCACGGCACCGCCUACAAGUUCCGACUCGCGGCCGUCAACUCGUGCGGCAGGGGAGAAUUUAGUGAAGAAAGCGCAUUCAAGACCUGUUUACCGGGUUACCCUGGUGCGCCGUCUGCUAUAAAGAUUUCCAAGUCUGUGGAGGGCGCACACCUGUCGUGGGAGCCUCCGCAAGUGGCCGCCGAGGGCAUAUUCGAGUACUCCGUCUAUCUGGCAGUGCGCUCCAAUACUCAACCUAAGGAGGCGUCGAAGUCGCAACUGGCGUUCGUGCGCGUGUACUGCGGCAAGGCGAACACGUGCGUGGUGCCGCAGUCGUCGCUGAGCGCGGCGCACGUGGACUCCUCCACCAAGCCCGCCAUCAUCUUCCGCAUCGCCGCGCGCAACGAGAAGGGCUACGGGCCCGCCACGCAAGUCAGGUGGCUGCAAGAUGUGAAAUCAACGGGAGUAAAAAGGUCCGGCGAGGGCCGGUUACCCGGCGCGUCGCCCUCCAAACAGCCUAAACAAAUAAUGCACUAAACUGAACUCGAGUGACAGAAUCAAACAAUCCCUAGAUUUAAGUAGUUAUAUGUACAGACUGAGUGAAUAUUGUUCGAUCCACGUGUUUUAUCAAUGUAAUUAACAGGCCUUUCCAAACGUGAAAUCUCUUUCUAAAAAUCAUAAUAGCUCUCAGGGUUUUGAUUUCUUUUAUAAUUUGGUACACCAUUCAUUCCUUUCUAUUGUGCUAGAGUCUUCAAAGGAAGGCGUAAUAAAAUAAGUUAAUGUAUUCGACUUUUUACUUUAGAUUAGUUUGACUGUUUAUAUCUGCAGUGCAAAUUAUGUAA
Cydia amplana is the source of this 2292-nucleotide messenger RNA. Its product is annotated as host cell factor-like. Gene Ontology annotation, cellular component: histone methyltransferase complex. The record is from RefSeq and is a predicted model, not a curated record. Gene Ontology annotation, biological process: regulation of DNA-templated transcription; chromatin remodeling. NCBI's taxonomy places the organism in Eukaryota, Metazoa, Arthropoda, Insecta, Lepidoptera, Tortricidae. Gene Ontology annotation, molecular function: transcription coactivator activity; protein binding. The transcript has 13 exons.